CUUUCGAUUUACUUAUCCGAGUCGGACCCUGAGACAAAUCCCUGUCGCCGUCUAAAAGCCAAAAGUGAAUAAACCCUAGAAGGAUCCGUCCUACAAGCUCACGAGUCUCGGCAGCGGCCGCUUCCCCGCCCUCCCCCCGCGUCUCUCCGGCAACCAUGACGUUCAAGAGGAGGAAUGGCGGUCGCAACAAGCAUGGAAGGGGGCACGUUAACUUCAUCCGCUGCUCCAACUGCGGCAAGUGCUGCCCUAAGGACAAGGCUAUUAAGAGGUUUCUUGUCAGGAACAUCGUAGAACAAGCCGCGGUCAGGGACGUUCAGGAAGCCUGCGUCUAUGAUGGGUACACUCUGCCGAAGCUCUACGCAAAGAUGCAGUACUGUGUUUCAUGCGCGAUCCACUCGCAUGUGGUUCGUGUGCGUUCGCGCACUGCGAGGCGCAACAGGGAGCCCCCGCAGCGCUUCAGGAGAAGGGACGAUCUUGCUAAGGCUGGGCAAGGUCCCCGUCCUGGAGCACCUGCAAAUCCCGUGCGCCCGUGAUGAAUCUGCGACCAAUACACUGCCCUAGUCUGUUCAUCUAUUUUGAUGAAAUUUUGAUGUUAAAGACUUUUUGUAGUUUCCAUUAACUUUGAUUGAUUUACUUUGUGUUUGCUGAGAAAUACUCAGGUGUAGCAUUGAUAUUUUUUUUGAGAUAUUUGAUUAGAGGAUGGUCUAUCAGUAGACUUUAAUAUGGCACCUUAUUGGUCAAUUUAAUGGUAUUUUCUUGUUCAUGAUA
This is a messenger RNA of Nymphaea colorata (pocket water lily), 768 nucleotides long. RefSeq names its product 40S ribosomal protein S26-1-like. Gene Ontology annotation, biological process: translation. Gene Ontology annotation, molecular function: mRNA binding; structural constituent of ribosome. NCBI's taxonomy places the organism in Eukaryota, Viridiplantae, Streptophyta, Magnoliopsida, Nymphaeales, Nymphaeaceae. The record is from RefSeq and is a predicted model, not a curated record. The transcript is spliced from 5 exons. Bases 156 to 533 code for a protein of 125 amino acids. Gene Ontology annotation, cellular component: ribosome; cytosolic small ribosomal subunit.